AAAAGGAGAGAAGGGGAAGAAGAAGGGCGAGAAUGAAGGGAAGCGCCGGAGGAAAGGGUGCAGGGCAUGAGUGAAAGGAUUUCAGCAGCUGCCAGUGCGUCAAGCAUCCCGGGGAGCUCGUCUGUGAAUGAUUUAUAGAAAAGGGGGCACUCUGAGAUAUGACGAGCUCUCCGACUGGCUGGCAAUAGUACUAUGAUUUGGUAUGUGGCCACUUUGAUAGCAAGUGUGUUCAGCGCCCGAGGAACGGCCGCUCAAGGUGCCCACGGAGUCAGAGAGGAGCCCCAGUUUGUGACUGCCCGUGCUGGGGACACCGUGGUUCUGGGAUGUGACGUGUCCCGCCCGCUCAACGGGCAGCCCUAUGUGGUGGAGUGGUUCAAGUUCGGAGUGCCCAUCCCCUUCUUCAUCAACUUCCGAUUCUACCCUCCCCAUGUGGACCCGGAGUACGCCGGAAGAGCUAGCCUGCAUGGGAAGUCAUCUUUGCGGAUCGAGAGGGUACGUUCGGAUGAUCAGGGCUGGUACGAGUGCAAGGUGUUGAUGUUGGAGCAGCAGUACGACACUUUCCACAACGGCAGCUGGGUGCACCUUACAGUGAAUGCUCCUCCAACCUUCACAGACACGCCGCCGCAGUACGUCGAGGCUAAAGAAGGGGGCAGCAUCACUCUCAGCUGCACGGCGUUCGGCAACCCCAAACCCUCGGUCAGCUGGUUACGUGAGGGGGUGCAGUUACAGGACAGCGCCAAGUACAAGGUGAGCGAUGGCAGUCUGACGGUGUUGUCCAUCAGCCGGCAGGACAGAGGAGCAUACACGUGCAGGGCCUACAGUGUGCAGGGAGAGGCCAUCCAUACCACACGCCUACUCGUCCAAGGACCUCCAUUCAUCGUCUCCCCUCCAGAGAAUAUAACCGUGAACAUAUCCCAGGAUGCAUUCUUCACCUGUCAGGCCGAGGCAUAUCCAGGCAACAUGACGUACACCUGGUUCUGGGAGGAAGAUAACGUCUUCUUCAAGAAUGAUCUGAAGCGCAGAGUGAGUAUCCUGAUAGAUGGCUCCCUCAUCAUUGCCCAGGUGAAGCCUGAGGAUGCUGGGAGGUACACUUGUAGCCCCAGUAAUAGCCUUGGUCGGCCCCCUACCGCAUCAGCAUACCUGACAGUGCAAUACCCUGCCCGUGUGGUGAACAUGCCACCCGUCAUUUACGUGGCCAUCGGACUGCCGGGGUACAUCCGCUGCCCGGUGGAUGCCAACCCACCUGUCACUUCAGUGAAGUGGAAAAAAGACGGCCUGCCUCUCCGAAUAGAGAAGUACCCUGGCUGGAGCCAAAUGGAAGAUGGGAGCAUUCGAGUGGCCGAGGUGACAGAGGACUCUCUUGGCACCUACGCCUGCGUGCCUUACAACGCCCUGGGUACCAUGGGACCGUCCCCUCCCGCCCCUCUGGUGCUAAAGGAUCCCCCUAAGUUUCUGGUGGUUCCAGGCGGAGAGUACAGACAGGAGGCAGGAAGAGAGCUAGUCAUCCCCUGUGAGGCAGAAGGAGACCCAUUCCCCAACAUAACAUGGAGGAAGGUAGGGAAGCCCAGCAGGGGCAAGCACAACGUCCUACCAAGAGGCAGCUUACAGUUCAAAUCUCUCAGCAAGGAGGACCAUGGGGAGUGGGAGUGUGUCGCUUCCAAUGUUGCCACGAGCAUCACUGCCAGCACGCGCCUCCUCGUAAUCGGCACAAGCCCUCACGCCCCCAAAAGCAUCCACGUUUCGGUCUCGACGACCUCGGCCAACGUCUCAUGGGAGCCAGGCUACGAUGGCGGCUUCGAGCAGACAUUCUCAGUCUGGUACGGCCAUGUGGUGAAGAGGGAGCAGCUAGGCUCGCACGACUGGCUCUCCAUGCCUGUACCAAGCGGGCAGCACUGGCUGCUUAUGCAGGGCUUGGAGUCUGAGACGGCCUACCAGUUCAGCGUCCUGGCGCAAAACAAGCUGGGCACAGGCCCCUUCAGCGAGGUCGUCACUGUGAACACUCUAGUAUUUCCUAUAAGUACCCCCGAACCUCUGGUGCUGCUUACCCCACCACGGUGCCUCACAGCCAACCGGACACAACAGGGAGUCCUGCUAACAUGGAUCCCUCCAGCCAAUCACACGUCGCCGAUCGAUCACUACAUCAUGGAGUUCCGCUUCGGCGAGAGGUGGGACGUCCUGGAUGAUGCAAUCCCUGCAGGAGAGACGGAGCUGUUGGCCAGAGAUCUGAUUCAGGAGGUAUGGUAUGAGUUCAGAGUUAUGGCCGUCAUGGAGGACCUCAUCAGUGAGCCCAGUAAUCUAGUUGGAGUCUCCAGUACAGACUUCUUCCCACCGCCAGACGUGGCAGACGAGGGGCUGGCACGGCCGGUGGUGGCUGGCAUCGUGGCCACCAUCUGCUUCCUGGCGGCGGCAAUCCUCUUCAGCACACUGGCAGCCUGCUUCGUCAACAAGCAGCGGCGGCGCAAGCUCAAGAGGCGACGAGAUCCUCCGCUUUCAAUAACACACACCAGAAAAAGUGUGGAGACUCCCCCAUCUUCUGGAAAGAUGAGUCCAGAGAGUGUCCGAUCUAUGGGAGCUCCAUCUGAGUCAUCUGAGGAUGGGUCACGAGCUAGGAAAAGUCCUGCCAAGGAAAAGGAGCUUUCCUUAUACAAGAAGACCAAAAGAGCAAUAAUUAGCAAGAAAUAUAGUGUCUCUAAACAUGAAGCUGAAGCUACUACACCUAUUGAGUUAAUCAGUCGUGGGCCAGAUGGUCGCUUUGUCAUGGAUCCCACUGAUAUGGAAACACCUGUCAAGCCUAGGCGUAUUGAGGGCUUCCCCUUUGUGGAAGAGUCAGACCUUUAUCCAGAAUUUCGACAGUCUGAUGAGGAGAAUGAUGAUCCAGGCCCCAUGCCACCUAUGAUGGCCACUCUAAGACCCCAGCACAUCUCUCCCAUUUCUUCCAGCCAGGAGUCUUACUUGCAACCCCCAGCCUACAGCCCCCGCUUCCAGAGGCCAAUUGAAGGGAUGACCAUCAUGGAGAGCAGUCGACUUCAGGCCAUGGGGCAGAUCCGUGGUGCUCCUCAUUUUCGAGCCUUUUCCCAUGGCCAGUUUUACUUGGGCAGCUAUUUGGGCAGUCCUGGAGAACCUGAGCCUCCACCUCCUUUCUACAUGCCAGACACCAGCCCUCUUAGCUCAGUAAUGUCCUCACCCCCUUACCACCUUGAGGGGCCGUUUGGUCAUCCAACCAUACCAGAGGAAAUCAGUGAAGGAGAGAUUCAGCACUAUGCAGUCUCAGGCUGCUCCCUUCCUUUUACACACACUUCAUCUCGUUCCCCGGAUAUCUGGCAACGGCCUGAUUUCUCCUUUGCCACGUUUGAGGGUCCUCACUUCAUAUUCCCACCCCACCAUCCCUUGCAAUUUCACCGGGAACCUUCUCUUCCACCGCCCCUCAUUCUCCCUCCUAGUGCUCUCCCACCGGCAUCAAUUCACAUACCCUCCUAUCCUGGUAUUCUUCAGCUGGAGGCCCCAAAGAGUCGGCUAGGCAAAUCUCCCAGCAAAGUGAAGCCUCAGGGCCUUCCAGCCAAGCAUUUACCUAUGCAAGAGGCACAGAGUCUAGGGCAGCUAAGACACACAAGCCACGGUAUGGGUGUGCCGGUAUUGCCUUACCCUGACCCAACGUCUCACAUUGUUGGUCCUAGCUCAUUUGGAAGCCUGGAUACCCGUUGGUAUGAGUUAACUCCCAGGCUCAGUCCCAGACAGCCCCGAAGGAUGGAACCCAGCAUGGUGGUACUCCAGCCUUCCCGUCUCUCACCUCUUACUCAAAGCCCCAUUAGCUCUCAUGAAGGUUCUCCAGAGAUUGUAGUGCGUCCCAGGCCCCGUCCUAGCAUUGUUCAGCCUUCCAUUCCUCCUGGGAUGUCUGAAAUUACCCUGCAGCCACCUUCUUCUGUUAGCUUUUCAAAAAGAUCUUCACCUUCUUCUUCCCCUGCUCAAGGCCAGGGAAGCCGAAGGGCAAGUCCUAUUUAUCGCUCUCACAUGGCUUUUGGCACCUCAGCAACAAGCUAUCCAUCUCAAUCUCCAUCACCCCCAAUGGAAAGCAGCAGCAUUUUUGGACAGAUACCAACCCAGAGGAGGAGUGAGGAGGAGAUUCUGCCAUCAGAACCCUCUCCGCCCCAGCUUUCAGCUUCAGGAAAACGUCGAGGUAUACCGAGUGGUCCUGCAGGGUCUGAGAGGAUAGAAGCACUGAGAUACCAACGUGUCAAAAAAGUCAAGAAGGUUGCAGUUAACAAUAACAACUCCAAGGCCAGAAAGAAAAUGGGUGUGUCGACCUCUCAGACCCAGCAGCCCCACGCCUCUCAGGUCCUCCAACCGGAAGAAGCUCUCUACCUCCGCAAGAAGAAGAGGAAGUUAACCAGACAGGACCCGUACGCCCGCUUCUCCGCCCUGCUGUACCGUCGUCCGCUGCAAGAUGACCAGAAAGCCAUUCUGGCCAGUAUGGACACAGUGGACCCAGACCACGCCACUUUCCUGUGAGGCCCCAGAGAGCAGGCCACACUCUUCCCAAAGCCCACUGGUUCUGCACUGAGUUUCCCCACCACCCCAGCUGUGCUUCAUAUCUACACCUCAUCUUUCCACCCAUGCUUUUAAUUUUUUUCCCCCCCUUUAUUUUAUAAUUUUAUUUUUUCGGAUCUCUCUCUUUUCACAAAAUAAUGCCAGUUGUAAGUGUUCCAAGGUUUUGCUCCAAUGCAAGAUUACCUCAGACAGAGAACUAGUCUCACUGGGAUGUUUCUUUCUCUUCCAAAAGAGGCGCGCCAGCGUUUAAAGGCUCAUGCAUGUGGUUUACAGCUCUCGUUCCUCCUCACAUUCCUGCACCUGUUUCAUUCUGCCAAUAGUCUUACUCUGUCUCAGCAGAACCCAGGGUUCUCAAGCGUAGGCCAGAUAUACCUCAGAGUCACCCGAGACUCAUCAGCGCAGCACUGCUGGACAGACAAACAUUCUGUAACCUCCUUACAGUGGGACACGUGGUUGCGUUUCUUUUUUAAAUAUGGUUUCUUAUCAGCCGUCAUUUAUGUUAAACAUUAUUAUGUUUGAAAUAUUUUAAGGCAGACUGACUUACGCUCCUAAUGGUAUUAUAAUUAUACCACAGCAUUAUUGAAGUUUAUUUUCUGACUAAUUAAUUCUCUAUAACAGUAGUACUGGCUUAACUAUUGGACUUAUUCUAAUAUUUUAUCAUUUUAAUAUUAGCAGCGUACAUACAGUAGGGACUUUAAUGAUGUAAUGGUUCCUGAUUAUGUGAUGUAACUCUAAUGGAAUGCACUUUUAUUGUUAAAACAGCUAACUUGAGUGUGGUCCACUUUGUGCCAGGUUACAUCACACCACUCGUUCCGUUGUUGAUUAUUUCCAUAUAACAGCAUGCUCCAUCAGGUUAUAUUCCGGACAUACAGUAAUAUGCUUUAUGUGUAUGCAGUGUGGUCUUUUUUUUCUUCUUCUUUUUUAAAUUUUUUUACUCAUCUGCUCCUCCAUGGUUUGGAAUGAUCAGUAUUUCCAGUAUUUUCGGAGGAAAGUGAAUUUUCUUUUUAAAUCCAUCAUCGCUCAUGAUUUUCCGUUAGCCGAAGAAAUGUGAAGACAACAAUAGCGUUGAAUAUCCCGAAUUCAUACCGAGAAGGGAACAAAACCUUAUCCAGAGGUGUGCACAGGUUACUUUCCACUACAAUCCAAAGCUGCUAUGGUCAUGUGUGUACAUGAUUCUGGGUCGGUGUUUUCUGUAAAUAAGCCUUUUGCAUUGGAGCAAAAUCUUGGUAAGCACUGUGAUGUACCGUCUCAAGUCUUGAUUUUGUGAGCUUCUUGAAAAAAAAAAAAAAAGAAAAGUAAUUACCAUAAUAAAAAUACUACAGUCUGUUAAAUCAAUAAAAUUCGUAAAAGUACAGUGUACUGUGAGAAGAGUAGGAUUUUGUGCCAUAAUUAUACUGUAGUAUUUUGUCCCCAACUUUGACCCAAAUAGACAUACUUAAGCCUAAGUAGGGCUCCUGAAUGCUUGGCUCCAUUUACUUUUCCCCUUUUUUUUUUUGUUGGUUUGUUUAAUUUGUUUCAAAUAGAAACCUACUGCCUUUGUGGGCCAUUUUUGUAGCCUUUCUUUUUUUUUUCUUUCUUUCGAGGUUUAACCUGGCUGCAUGUAAAAGCAGCACCCUAGCUCCUGUCUCUAUCCUCUGGAAAGACAUUAUGGGAAACGCCUACGAGAAGACCAGGCUUUCCCAUGCGGCCAAAGUUUUUUAUUCUAUAUCUAUCAUCCAAGGGUGCUUCUUUUCUACUGGUUAAUAUGUAUUCUCAUUGUCAGGAGAAACAUAUCUGGGCUCAUGUAUGUUCACUUCGGCGGCCAGUCAUUAAAGGUGGAUGUUGCUGGUGGUGGUCAGCAAUGGUGCUCUACCUGUUUCGAAUUAUUUUGUCCCUGCUAAAAAAAAAAAAAAAAGCUCACAAGGGCGUAGGCUGGAUUAUUAGCAUCGUUUCUCGUAAAGGGGACUCCAAAUUGAAGCUAGGUUGUUGUUUAACCUUAGUUUUGCAAAUUGAUUGUGUUGGUUCGCAAUCAAGCCCCUCCCAAAGGCUAAUCAGUACAAUACAGGCAUAUUCAAAAGCCUAUUUUGGGUGCUAUCAAACUUUGGGAGUCUUCAGACUGUAAUCACUUGAAAUCGCUUAAUUUCUCUAGGUUGAUCUUCCAGCAGAUGUGUCUGCUGCUUGUCAUUUUAACACCGCAGUAUUUGACGUUUUAGGAUUUCAACAUCAUCCAAGCGUUGGAUCAAACUUUCAAUGUUUGCUGUGGCAUCUUGACGGUCAAUACUUACUGU
Molecule: messenger RNA, 6812 nt
Organism: Clarias gariepinus (North African catfish)
Lineage: Eukaryota; Metazoa; Chordata; Actinopteri; Siluriformes; Clariidae
Gene: igsf9bb
Product: immunoglobulin superfamily, member 9Bb
Exons: 20
Coding region: 193-4506 (1437 amino acids)
Biological process (GO): cell-cell adhesion
Molecular function (GO): protein binding
Source: RefSeq, a predicted model, not a curated record